Molecule: messenger RNA, 3633 nt
Organism: Peromyscus maniculatus bairdii (prairie deer mouse)
Lineage: Eukaryota; Metazoa; Chordata; Mammalia; Rodentia; Cricetidae
Source: RefSeq, a predicted model, not a curated record
GGUGGGAGGGGAGCGUCCCGGAGCCGGAGGCCGCAGACUUGGGCGCGCUCCGAGGGAGGAGGCGGCUGGGCCGCGCGGAUUCCUGCUUCGCUCUUUCCCACCCCCUCUCAUCAGCACACACGCUUUUUGUUCGGGUCAAAAGUGGUCUAAUUACAGACGAUGGCGAGGCCCAGUCACAGCAGCUACGUCCUCCAGCAGCUGAACAACCAAAGAGAGUGGGGUUUCCUCUGUGACUGCUGCAUUGCCAUCGACGACAUCUACUUCCAAGCGCACAAGGCCGUCUUGGCUGCCUGUAGCUCCUAUUUUAGAAUGUUUUUCAUGAACCAUCAGCACAGUACCGCACAACUGAAUCUCAGCAACAUGAAAAUAAGCGCCGAGUGCUUUGAUCUCAUCCUGCAGUUCAUGUAUUUGGGAAAGAUUAUGACCGCUCCUUCCAGUUUCGAGCAGUUCAAAGUGGCAAUGAACCACCUGCAGCUGUACAAUGUCCCUGACUGCUUAGAAGACAUACAGGACGCAGACUGCUCUAGUUCCAAAUGCUCGUCCUCGGCUUCCAGCAAGCAGAACAGCAAGAUGAUUUUUGGGGUAAGAAUGUAUGAAGACACCGUGGCUAGAAAUGGCAGCGAAGCCAACAGGUGGUGUGCCGAGCCCAGUUCAACAGUGAACACACCACACAAUAGAGAGCCCGAGGAGGAGCCGUUACAGUUAGCUCACUUUCCUGAGCCACUGUUGGAUGUGUGUAAAAAAAGUUCCGUGUCCAAACUAUCGACUCCCAAAGAACGUGUGUCCCGGCGCUUUGGACGGAGUUUUACCUGUGAUAGCUGUGGAUUUGGCUUCAGCUGUGAAAAAUUACUAGAUGAACAUGUGCUGACCUGUACUAACAGACAUUCAUACCAAAACACAACAAGAGCUUACCACCGAAUAGUGGAUAUUAGAGAUGGAAAAGAGAGUAACAUCAAAGCUGAACUCGGUGAAAAGGAUUCUUCUAAAACAUUUUCUGCACAGACAGACAAAUACAGAGAAGACGCCAGCCAGGCGCCUGAUGAUUCAGCUUCGACCACUGGAAGCAGAAAGGGCACAGCGGAGCCUGGACUGGCUGGGGAAGAAAAGGGUAGAGCUGCUGAGACGAAAAGAAUUAUCAUCAAGAUGGAACCAGAAGAUAUUCCUACGGAUGAGAUGAAAGACUUCAACAUUAUCAAAGUUGCUGAUAAGGACUGCAAUGAGUCCACUGACAAUGACGAGUUAGAGGAUGAGCCGGAAGAGCCAUUUUAUAGGUACUAUGUUGAGGAAGAUGUCGGCAUUAAAAAGAGUGGUCGGAAAACCCUGAAGCCUCGCAUGUCCAUCAGUGUGGAUGAAAGAAGCGGUAUAGAGAGCGUGAGACCCCCUCACAACAGCAGUCCAGUGCAGGAGGAUGCAGAGAGUGCGUCCUGCGAGCUGUGUGGACUCACCAUAACCGAGGAGGACCUGUCAUCUCACUACUUAGCCAAACACAUCGAAAACAUCUGCGCGUGCGGGAAAUGUGGGCAAAUACUGGUCAAGGGCAGACAGCUUCAGGAACACGCGCAGAGGUGUGGAGAACCUCAGGAUCUGACGAUGAAUGGGCUAGGAAAUGCUGACGAGAAGAUGGACAUGGAAGAGAACCCUGAUGAGCAGUCUGAGAUAAGAGACAUGUUUGUUGAAAUGCUAGAUGAUUUCAGGGACAAUCAUUACCAAAUAAACAGUCUCCAGAAAAAGCAGUUAUUUAAACAUUCCGCUUGUCCUUUUCGGUGUCCCAAUUGUGGCCAGCGUUUUGAAACUGAAAAUUUAGUGGUCGAGCAUAUGUCAAGCUGCCUAGACCAGGAUAUGUUUAAGAGUGCCAUCAUGGAAGAAAAUGAGAGAGAUCACAGACGAAAACACUUCUGUAACCUCUGUGGGAAAGGCUUUUAUCAGCGCUGUCAUUUGAGAGAACACUAUACUGUUCAUACUAAGGAAAAGCAGUUUGUUUGUCAGACAUGUGGGAAGCAGUUCCUAAGGGAGCGGCAGUUGCGUCUGCACAAUGAUAUGCACAAAGGCAUGGCCAGGUAUGUCUGUUCCAUUUGUGAUCAAGGAAACUUCCGAAAACAUGACCAUGUACGGCAUAUGAUUUCUCAUCUUUCUGCUGGUGAGACGAUAUGCCAGGUCUGCUUUCAGAUAUUCCCCAAUAAUGAACAGUUGGAGCAGCAUAUGGAUGUUCAUCUGUAUACGUGUGGAAUAUGUGGAGCAAAGUUUAAUUUGAGGAAAGAUAUGAGAUCACAUUAUAAUGCCAAGCAUUUGAAAAGAACCUGAGGGGCUUUCUGCGGUAUGAAUGUUUAGUUGAUAGGCAGAACACCAAAGCAAAAGGAUAUGAGCUAUUUAGACACUGAUUUUAUAAGGAGUGUUGGGAAAUUUUUUCCAAGGCCCUUUACUUUAACAUUUUUGUUUAGGACCUUAAGUAUAUUUUAGGCAUUAAAUGUUUAUCACUUUUGAUGUUUCUAAGAGCAUUCUUUGUUCCUAGUUUUCUUAACUACCAUUAAAAGUACUUUUCAAUGUAGACUCAGUGCUGGCAUCCCUUCAAUGACUAUUAACUAGUUGGUUUUUUUUUUUUUUUAAUCAAUAAGGUAAUGAUUUCACUAUUUCUCUGUACUUUCUUCAUUUUAAGGUUAUCCCAUGAAAUUUUAAACCCGAGAUCAUUGACCAUUCCUGCUUAAAUUUUUUAAAGAAUUUUUAAAGAAUUAUUUAAAACUAUCUUAUUCUUUUUUGGUUUUGCUUUUUGGGCUUUUUUGUUUUUGGUUUUAUUUUUUUGCUGUUUGUCAGUUGUAAAGUGGGGUGGCUGCUGUUCAUUCUCCCUUAUCAAUGAAAUCCAUAUUCUUAAAUUGACAGCCUUAGGCAAGUGAGGUGCACUGAAUCUAACCUUUAAGGUGGACAUGGGCUCAAUCUUGGCCUAAGAUUGAUGGACCUAAGGAAAUUCCUAUAAAUGAACAUUUCCUAUAAUUGAUAAAAUGUUAUCAUUUAAUAAUCACAUUUAAAACUUAUAUUAAGUGUAAAUCCCAAUGACUUUCCCUCACUUGAGAAAUUAGUGGGGAUAAGCCAUUUUGUUUUGUGAUACUGAAUUUAACUAUGAUAGUUAAUUAAAAAGACAUCUUGUAUUCAUUAAAAUAUUUUAAUUUAAAAAUAUUCUGAUUUCUAAAGUGUGUUAGUUUAUCAAUUAUUUUGUUUAUAAAUAGACUUUAAUAGCUCUUUAGGAAUAUGACAUCUAAGGAAAAAUGAUUUUUCACUUUUAAAAUUACUUUGGAACUGAGAUUUGAAAAAGCUGCCAUGUAUAUUGAUAAAUCUAAUAAAAUAAAGAAAUCGAUUAUAAAUCUGGUUGUUCUAUAAAAGUAGAGUGCACAAAAGUGUGUCGUGUUUUACACUAAGAUUUGGAGGAAGUGUGUUGUGGAAAAUUGCUAUGCUUUAUAUAUCAUUUUCUGUAAAAGAUACAAGAUUUGAGGACUAUAACAUAAUCCCAGCAUAUAAAUGGAAAGAGCUUCUACUUGUCAGGGAAAGUCAUAUUGUUAGUUGUCGACAGGGUCUAUACUAUAUCAGUUACAUGUGAACUAAAACACUGGCAAAACACCCACCAAUAAACACAUCUGCCGAAUA